AAAUCUUAGCAAAACAAAGAAAUAAAUAAAAAAUAGGACUAUGAUCUUGCCUACCAAUCUCAAACAACUCCAUCCGAUAAGAAGAUAGCUAUUUGAAAACGAAUUGAAAUUUCGAAAACUUUCCACUCUGAUAUUGGCAAAACGGGCACAGUAAAUAUUUACGCACAUGCAAAGUAGGUACAUCCCAAGAUAGGCUGACUAAAGUGCAUUUCAUUGAAUAAUUACCCUAGUGUUUGGUGUUACAGGUUAAAGGAGUGAUUCUCACUCUACAUAUGUAAAAAUAUUUUUUCGGAAUGUUGUUAAAGAUUCGACAUGCUCUUCUGGAGAUCACGAAUCAUCCAGUGACCAAGCAGUCAGCUAUUAUUAUAAACAAUGAAAUCAUAAUAACUUCGGGUGGAAUACUACAGCCCUAUGUGCGGCCGAAAAAAUCUUCUACAGAGGUCAGGCAGGAUAAUGAAAAUUGUCCCAGUGGCAAAAUAAUACAGAAUUUACAGCAGUGCAAGCUAAUCAAUGCCCAAGAUGGUAACAGCGAUGAAGCAAGACAUUUAAAUGCCUUAAAUUAUCAGGUGACAUUUGAUCGACGAAAAUUACCACCGUCAAAAGAAGGACGUAGGCAACCACAUAUACUAACUCGUUAUUGUGCUAAGUUAUUAUAUCUGUUCAAUUCAGCGGAGAUUUCACGACAUUUGUUGCGCUUCCUAGGUACUCAACACGUCGAUAAAGCAACUGCAGCGCAUAACGAAGUCUUACUUUCCAGUUUCCUGGUGCUGAGCAUGCGUUGUGAUGGUACUAAGGAAAAUUUCCAACGCUUCCUAAGACAUAUUGCCCACUAUCUACGCUAUCUGCAGCCGAUACAUACACUAGACGAUGUUCUGGUCAUGUGUACGCCAUUUGGUUUAGAAAACUUCUACAAGACAAUUAGUAUUGGUAAAGUAUCAAAUGUUAUGGGCCGUGAUGGCUGCCUUUUUGUGCUCUCCAAUGCUUUAGCACUGGGCUGUGAAGGAGCCGCUGUCUUCAAUAACAAGUUGCGCUUAAUAGGCAUGAUAAUGUGCACUUCAUUUCAGCGACAACAAGAAAAUGUCAAUUUGACUUUGGCAGCGAAUUUUGCGUUUUUGUUACGUGAUUUUAUGCGACAAUUGGGAUUGAACAUAACAUCGGUGCCUGUGCCUAGAUAUUCAUCCAAUUUUCCAUGGGAGCGCGCAAUGGUUGUGAUUGAAGCUGCUGGCAGCCAAGGAACUGGCACCUUUGUGAAAGUGUUGAAUAAAAAGUUUAUACUUACUUGUACGCAUGUAGUCUUUAAGUUAAAUACCACUGCAAUUUGUCGCAGUGUCGAUGGAGAAUUCGAGUCGGAAGUGCUUUGGCGAAAUCCACAAUAUGACCAACCCUUCGACGUCGCUCUCUUAGCAGCGCCAGAUAAUGUUCCUGAGCGGUACUGUGUGCGUUUAUCCAAUGUUAAGCCUAGCCUGGGCCAAAAUGUUUAUAAUGCAGGCUUUCCGUAUUUUGUCAAUUUCAAUUUGAAAUAUGAUUUCAAUCCGGCAAUAUUUCAAGGACGAAUCAUAAAAUAUACACCUGGUGCAAUCAUGUCUGAUGGUUGUGUACAAGCGGGCCAAAGUGGUGGUCCAAUGUUUGAUGAGCAGGGCUGUAUUUUGGGUAUAUGUGUGUCGAAUAUUAAGGUGGGCAAUGUGGUGUAUCCUAAUUUGAAUACUGCAGUGCCCAUAUGCCAGAUACGUACGUGGUUAGAGCAGUAUGCGCGAACAAAUGAUAUAAAACUUCUUAGUAAUUUGGUAGCAAACAAGGAAAUGCAACGUUUGUGGGCAUUGGAAGCACCACCUAUUCUUAGUAAAUUAUAGUUGUGGGAAAUAAAUUCCAUUUUCUCUUUUGAUAUUGGAAUAUUUACGUAUAUCUUUUAUCUCAGCCAAACUGUAUAUACAUAUAUUUAUUUUUAUGCGGAUGUAUAAUUAUUAAAAUAG
Molecule: messenger RNA, 1970 nt
Organism: Ceratitis capitata (Mediterranean fruit fly)
Lineage: Eukaryota; Metazoa; Arthropoda; Insecta; Diptera; Tephritidae
Product: Peroxisomal leader peptide-processing protease
Exons: 6
Coding region: 294-1850 (518 amino acids)
Biological process (GO): regulation of fatty acid beta-oxidation; protein processing
Cellular component (GO): peroxisome
Molecular function (GO): serine-type endopeptidase activity
Source: RefSeq, a predicted model, not a curated record